Molecule: messenger RNA, 1172 nt
Organism: Cylas formicarius (sweet potato weevil)
Lineage: Eukaryota; Metazoa; Arthropoda; Insecta; Coleoptera; Brentidae
Product: 2-Hydroxyacid oxidase 1
Exons: 7
Coding region: 19-1122 (367 amino acids)
Molecular function (GO): oxidoreductase activity; FMN binding
Source: RefSeq, a predicted model, not a curated record
UGCGGAGGUUGAGUGAAGAUGAGCGAUCUCGUUUGCGUGAAAGACUUCGAAGAUAGAGCUUUCAAAAUACUCCCGAGGAAUGCGCUGGAUUAUUACCGAAGCGGAGCCGGUAGACAAGAAACGCUAGAAAACAACAGAACUGCAUUUUCCAAAUUAAAAAUUAGACCGAGAUGUCUGCGAAACGUAUCGAAAAGAGACGUGUCCACUACUGUCUUUGGAGAAAAGGUGUCCAUUCCGGUUGGAAUAUCGCCCACAGCAAUGCAAAGGAUGGCCCAUCCAGAGGGAGAAUGUGCCAAUGCUCGAGCUGCAGAAGCCAUGGGAACCAUAUUUACGCUAAGCACGAUAGCCACCAGCAGUAUAGAGGAAGUAGCUGAGGCGGCACCAGGAGCAAUCAAGUGGUUCCAACUUUACAUUUUUAACGACAGAGAAGUCACCCGACAACUGGUUCGAAGAGCAGAAAACGCGGGUUAUAAGGCGCUAGUUCUCACUGUGGAUACUCCGUUUUUUGGACUUAGGUUGGCUGACAUGAGGAAUAAGUUUAAAUUGCCAACGCAUCUGAAAUUGGCAAACUUUGAAGGCACAGUUGCGUCUGUGGCAAACAAAAAAAGUGAGACCACUGGCUCCGGAUUAAACGACCUCGGAAAUCUAUUUGACGCGUCUUUGAGCUGGGACGACAUCGCCUGGCUUAAAACGAUUACGCGCCUUCCUAUCGUUCUGAAGGGGAUAUUAACGGCCGAAGAUGCUAUGUUAGCGGCCGACCUUGGAGUUGCUGCAGUGUUAGUUUCCAAUCACGGUGCGAGACAAGUCGACGGUACUCCCGCCUCAAUCGAGGCACUUCCGGAAAUAGUGAAUGCCGCGGGGCAUCGGCUGGAAGUUUUUUUGGAUGGCGGAAUUACUGACGGAACAGAUAUAUUUAAAGCUUUAGCGCUGGGCGCCAAAAUGGUCUUUGUCGGUAGACCGGCGCUCUGGGGCUUGGCAUGUGGGGGCGCAGACGGAGUCACGAAGAUACUAGGUAUCUUGAAAACGGAAUUUGAGUACGCUUUAGGAAUUUCAGGAUGCUCCACUGUCGCAGACAUAAGAAGCAAUAUGGUGGUACACGAAUCGUUUUAUUCUAAACUUUGACAAACAUGUAAAUCGCCUUAAAACUCCUAAAUAAAUAUAUUUAUUUACAA